Maudiozyma barnettii is the source of this 1494-nucleotide messenger RNA. It is a transcript of the gene FMS1, whose product is annotated as polyamine oxidase. NCBI's taxonomy places the organism in Eukaryota, Fungi, Ascomycota, Saccharomycetes, Saccharomycetales, Saccharomycetaceae. Gene Ontology annotation, molecular function: oxidoreductase activity. Bases 1 to 1494 code for a protein of 497 amino acids. The record is from RefSeq and is a predicted model, not a curated record. The transcript has a single exon.
AUGAGUGUGGUUAUUAUCGGUGCUGGUAUCUCUGGCCUAAAGACUGCAUCGGCAUUAUACAUGCAUGGUGCUAAAAAUAUUAAAGUGUUAGAAUCCAGAGGAAGGAUUGGUGGGCGUUUACAAACUGUCACUGGGUUCGAUGGUAUUAGAAAGUACGAUUUAGGGGCUAGUUGGCAUCAUGACACACUUUGUAAUGACUUGUUUUCUGAAGGUGUGGAGGCUGGUGAGAAAUACAUAUUUGAUGAUGAUUUCUUUAUUUAUAUCGAUAAAGAACGUGGUAGAGUGGAUAGAGAUUCCGAGAUGAGGUUGGAGAUUAUCGAUCGAGAGAUCAAUAAAUAUACUGAUAUAGAAUAUUAUCAAAAAUUAGGUUCAAAGGAUGUUUCAUUCCAAGAAUUAACAACAAAAUAUUUGUUCGAAAAGAGAAAAUAUCUGACCGAUGAUCAAAUUAGAUAUUCUGCUCAAGUUAGUAGAUACCUAGAAUUAUGGCAUGGUAUCGAUUGGAAACAAUUGAGCGCUAAGGACACAUAUUUUGGUCAUCAAGGUAGAAAUGCAAUGGCUUUAAAUUAUGAUAGUACAGUAGAUCGUAUUGUGAAGACUUUCCCUAAAGAAAUCAUUGAAUUAAAUACUGAGGUUAAUUCUGUGAAACAAGACAAAAACAGAGUGAUUAUAACCACCAAAGAUAACAAGAAAUAUGAGGCUGAUUAUUGUGUGGUCACUAUUCCUCAAAGUGUAUUGGAAUUAUCAAUCAAUGAAUCUGCUAAACAAGAAACUGGUAGAAUCGAAUUUGAUCCUCCAUUAAACAAUAAUAUUAGAAAAGGUUUCAAAAGUGUUCAUUUUGGUGGUCUCGGGAAAGUGAUUUUCGAGUUUGAAAAGAUCUGUUGGGAUAGAAGUGAUGCUAAGAUUGUAACUUUAGCUCAAACUUCAGGUUCUUUUGUUGAUGCUGUUCGUCAAGCAAAUACUUUCGACGAUUUAUUAAGAUAUAUGGAUAAAGAGAACUCUAGAAUGGUCACUAGGGAUUGUUGGAAUCAACCAUUAUACUUCAAUAACCUGGCCAAGGGCCUUGACAUGGCUAGUUUUAUGAUGUUGAUGCAAUCUCCAUUGACUGAAUACAUCGAGUCAAUCCAAGAUGAUAAGGAUAAAGUCUUCAACUUUUUCCAACCUGCUUUAGACUCGGUAUUAAAAUCAUUAGGUGCAAAAAAUGUUGUAAAUGGUAUGAACGAUUUGAAACUAACUUUCGAAGAUAAUGUUCCUGUUCUACGUAAUGUUAUUGUCACCAACUGGACUCAAGAACCUUAUUCUCGUGGUGCGUACACUGCCUGUUUCCCAGGUGAUGACGCUCUUGACAUGAUCGUUGCAUUGGAUAGAGGUCAAUCGUCUCGUAUCAGAUUUGCAGGUGAACAUACUGUCAUGGAUGGUGCUGGUUGUGUAUAUGGUGCAUGGAAAAGUGGUCAACGUGAAGCUGAUUAUAUCGCAGAAAGAAUGAACUUACAAUAA